GGCUGCCUGGCGCUCCCGGGGCUGUGGGCGCCGCCAUGUUGAGUGCUGGAGCGGCGGGGAUGGGGUCGGUGCGGGGAGUCACCGGGAGCCUGAGAAGCCUCAGUAAGAGACUUUAUUCAGCGAGAGCUGCCCUUAAGUAUGAAGCUGCGGCAGCCUCCCAGAGAGUUAAGCUUCCUGCUCAGGAGUUCCAGGUUUCCAAGUUACCCAGUGGGCUGGUGAUUGCUUCUCUUGAGAAUUACUCCCCUACCUCAAAGAUUGGAGUCUUCAUAAAGGCAGGCAGUAGAUAUGAGAAUGCGGGGAAUCUGGGUAUCACUCAUGCUCUGCGUUUGGCUGCAAACAUGACCACAAAGGGACAUUCUUCAUUCAAAAUAACCCGUGGCAUAGAAGCUGUUGGUAGCACCCUGAGCGUGACAUCUACGAGGGACAAUAUGAUCUACACUGUGGAUUGUAUACGGGACUAUGUUGAUACUGUAAUGGAAUAUCUGAUCAAUGUUACUGCUGCUCAGGAGUUCAGACCCUGGGAGCUGUCUGCCCUCCCUCCCAGAAUAAAGGUAGACAGAGCAGUUGCCUUUCAGAAUCCACAAAUAGCUGUUCUAGAGAACCUGCAUUCAGCUGCUUACUGUAACGCCCUCAGCAAUUCCUUGUACUGUCCUCAAUACAUGAUUGGUCAGCACACAUCAGAUAAGCUCCAUGAGUUUGUACAAAACAACUUUACAAGUGGAAGGAUGGCUCUUGUUGGAUUGGGGGUAAACCAUGAUAUCCUGAAACAGGUGGGGGAACAUUAUCUGAACAUGAGGAGUGGUACUGGCACAGCAGGAGCCAAGGCGAAGUUUCGUGGAGGUGACGUCCGCAGUCAGAGCUCUGCUAGCCUGGUCCAUGCUGCUGUGGUAGCAGAGGGUAUUGCAGCAGGAACUGCUGAGGCCCACGCAUUCAGUGUGCUGCAGCACAUCUUGGCUCCUGGUCCAUACAUCAAAAGAGGCAGCAAUGUGUCCAGCAAGCUGCACCAGGCAAUUGCAAAGAAAACUUCAGACCCAUUUGAUGUUUCAGUUUUUAAUGCAAACUACUCUGACUCUGGUCUGUUUGGCAUUUACAUCAUCUCACAGCCUGGUUCAGUAAAUGAUGUCAUCGGGACUGCACUGGCUCAAAUCGGCAUCAUUGCAAAAGGCAACGUCACCGAGGCUGAUAUCGCACAGGCCAAGAAACAACUGAAAGCCAAGGCUUUGAUGGCCGUGGAGACCUCUGACGGACUCUUGGAUGAGAUUGGCUCUCAGGUGCUGGCAUCUGGCACGUAUAUACCCACAUCCAGGGUGCUACAGGAGAUCGACUCAGUGUCUCUCAAUGACGUGGAGAAUGCUGCAAAGAAGUUUGUAUCUGGUAAAAAGUCGAUGGCAGCCUGCGGUAACCUGGAAAACACACCGUUCCUAAAUGAGCUGUGAUUGUCAUCAGCAGAACAUCCUGAAGAGCUGCAUUUGUACUUUAUAUCUGCUAACAUAAGACUGGUCUCAAGGACUACCCUUUUAUCCCCACUAAAGUUGCUGAGUAGCAUAUGUCAUUAUCUUUAUUUUGUCACAUUGAAACUAAACAUAGGUAAGUGGCUGGGAAAGUGAUGUUGUUGCAGCUCUCUAUACAUCUGUUGUAAAUUAAGUUUACUUGUCUCAGAAUUGUCCUCCCAUCAAUAAAUCAUUCGAUUUAACAUA
Callorhinchus milii (elephant shark) is the source of this 1697-nucleotide messenger RNA. RefSeq names its product cytochrome b-c1 complex subunit 2, mitochondrial (gene uqcrc2b). The coding region runs from base 36 to 1436 and encodes 466 amino acids. The transcript is spliced from 14 exons. Gene Ontology annotation, molecular function: metal ion binding. The record is from RefSeq and is a predicted model, not a curated record. Lineage: Eukaryota; Metazoa; Chordata; Chondrichthyes; Chimaeriformes; Callorhinchidae. Gene Ontology annotation, cellular component: mitochondrion.